This is a messenger RNA of Prosopis cineraria, 1220 nucleotides long. RefSeq lists its product as uncharacterized. Gene Ontology annotation, molecular function: uroporphyrinogen-III synthase activity. NCBI's taxonomy places the organism in Eukaryota, Viridiplantae, Streptophyta, Magnoliopsida, Fabales, Fabaceae. Gene Ontology annotation, biological process: tetrapyrrole biosynthetic process. The coding region runs from base 249 to 1178 and encodes 309 amino acids. The record is from RefSeq and is a predicted model, not a curated record. The transcript has 2 exons.
GAGGUAACACGGAUGGUGAAAAAUCUGGGAAUGUGUAGACAUUGUUAUGAAACAGGGCUGUAAGCAGGCAAGCCAAUUUCAUACGGGGCCCAAAGCCUCAAACUCAAAGUCUAGCUAUUUUAAAUUUGGAGACGGAAUCUUCGAGCCUAAACGAAACUUCAUAGGAGCCGCCAAAUUUGCAAGUACGCAAAUUAUCAUUUCCUUUUUCCAGUUCAACAUUUCACAGCUGACCCGCAAAUUUGCAAAGUAUGUUGGCUCCCCUGAGCACCGUCGUCUCCAUGACCGCGCACGGCGACAAACCCACCGUCGCAUUCACGACGCCACCCAAUUACGCCGCCCGAAUUUCCCACCUGCUCUCCCUCAACGGCUACGAUCCGCUUUGGUGUCCUACACUGUAUGUCGAACCCACCCCACACACCAUCUCUUCCCUCAAAUCUUACCUCUCUCCUCACACCCUCGACCACUUCUCCGCCAUCGCCUUCACUUCCAGAACCUCAAUCCAAGCCUUCUCAGACGCCGCCGUCAAUCUCACAGAACCACCGCUGUCUCCUUCCGGCGAUGCUUUCACCAUCGCGGCUCUUGGAAAAGACUCAGAGCUUAUUGACCAGACUUUUGUGUCGAAGCUGUGUGAUAAUUCGGAUCGAGUUAGGGUUCUUGUGCCACCCACGGCAACACCGAGUUGCUUGGUGGAGUCACUUGGCGUCGGCGGUGGGCGGAGGGUGUUGUGUCCGGUUCCGCUGGUUGUGCAGCUGGAAGAGCCUCCGGUGGUCCCGAAUUUCAUCAAAGAGCUCCAUGGCGGCGGGUGGGAGCCCAUUAGAGUGAACGCGUACGAGACGCGAUGGGCAGGGCCACAUUGCGCGCACGAGAUUGUUAAGGGAGCCGAGGAGGGACGAUUGGAUGUGGUGGUGUUCACGAGUAGCGCUGAGGUCGAGGGGCUUUUGAAGAGCUUGAAGGAAAUGGGAUUGGAUUUUGAGAGAUUGAAGAACAUUUGCCCAGAACUGAUUGUGGCAUCUCAUGGGCCAGUGACGAAGGCAGGAUCAGAGAGGUUGGGAGUGAAGGUUGAUGUGGAGAUAUUUGAGAAAGGUUCUUCGAGGAAUUCUUUAUUCUUAUAUAAACUUUUGUGUAAUAAAAAUAUGUCAUGUCUUUUCCAAUUUAGUCAAAUAAAAUUUGAUGUAUAAUUAUUGUUAAUGAUUAUCUUUUUAAAAUAGAUACCUGUUUAA